Messenger RNA from Gryllus bimaculatus (two-spotted cricket), 1619 nucleotides. Lineage: Eukaryota; Metazoa; Arthropoda; Insecta; Orthoptera; Gryllidae. The record is from the annotation of a GenBank genome assembly.
UUCUUCGCCCUCGACGUCUUGCUCUCUUUCCGCUGCUGCUUGUUCGCCUCGUGAGCCGCCGCCGCCGCCCCCGCAGCUGCCCUCGCCGCUGUCGCCGCAGACGCCGUCGCCGCCGCCGCACGCGGCCGCGUGCCGCCUCCGCCGCCGCCGCUGUCGUCCUCCUCCGCCGCCGCCCCCACCGCAGCCCUCUCCACCCGGCCUCUGGCGCCGGGACGCCGGCCUAGCGCCCCUCUGCUGACACAUUUCGGCGGCCACGCUUCCAGAUGUCCCAAGACACAGACGUCUUCACAGAACUGAUAAGCUGUGAUAUUUGCCUGACGUCCACGGAGCGUCGGCAGAGGCGCGGCCGGUUAGCGCAGCCCCGCAUGAGUCUCCUGGGGAAGCCGCUCAACUACCGGGCCAGUCGGCGGGACGCGCGCUACCGCCGCCUGCAGAGCCGCGUCUACAACUUCCUGGAGCGGCCGCGCGGGUGGCCCGCCAUCAUCUACCACAUGAUAGUGUUCCUGAUGGUCUUCACGUGCCUGGCGCUCAGUGUUUUCUCGACGAUCGACGAGUACGAGAAGAUGGCGAGCUUCAUCCUCUUCUACAUGGAGAUGGUCGUCGUCAUCUGGUUCACCAUCGAGUUCUUCCUGAGGCUCUGGUCCUCCGGCUGCCGUUCUAGGUACCAGGGGGGCAUCGGCCGCCUCAAGUUCAUCCGGAGGCCUUUCUGCAUCAUCGACGUGAUCACCAUCCUGGCGUCGGUGGUGGUGCUGGGCAUGGGAUCAGCCGGGCAGGUGUUCGCCGCGUCCGCACUGCGCGGUCUGCGCUUCUUCCAGAUCCUGCGCAUGGUGCGCAUGGACCGACGCGGCGGCACCUGGAAGCUGCUCGGCUCCGUCGUCUACGCGCACAGACAGGAGCUGAUAACGACGCUAUACAUCGGCUUCCUGGGCCUGAUCUUCGCGUCGUUCCUGGUGUACCUGGCGGAGAAGGAGGCGAACCCAACUCACUUCUCCAACUUUGCGGACGCGCUGUGGUGGGGCGUGAUCACCCUGUGCACCGUGGGCUACGGGGACGCGGUGCCCAUCACGUGGCAGGGGAAGGUGAUCGCGUCCUUUUGUGCGCUGCUCGGCAUUUCCUUCUUCGCGCUACCGGCGGGCAUCCUGGGCUCGGGGUUCGCGCUGAAGGUGCAGCAGCAGCAGCGCCAGAAGCACAUGAUCCGUCGGCGGCAGCCCGCGGCCACGCUCAUCCAGAGCCUGUGGCGCUGCUACGCCGCCGACGAGCACUCCAUGUCCGUGGCCACCUGGAAGAUCCACCAAGUGCCGCUGCCCAGCCCCCCUUCGGAGGAGGGGCGCAGCUUCCCCGAGCGAGUGCAGGUCAAGCUGAAGCAACGCCUGCUGGUAGUGUCGAACUCGAUGACGCGCCAGGACACCAAGGACGACGAAUGCGAAGAGCGCGUAUCUUCCAGCUUCAAGCACAACGCUUCGUUCGUGUCGCGGCUGCCCACCAUCCGCCGCCACAAGAGCACCAGCCUGCACUCGCCGUCGCUGGCCAAGGGCAGCGGCGCGGGCUCGGGCGCGGGCGGCGGGGCGGCUGGCACCCCGCGGGGCUUCCAGGACCUCAACGCGUCCUCCGAGAACCUG